UGAAUGCAGACUGAGCAGCUGAGGAUGGAGCAGAGAGGGAGAAGCGCCGCCGCUGUACUCUCACACCGCGGGCAGACACCUUUAAAACAGCCCUUCUACAUCUAAGGACCUUCCUUUAAUUCACACACAGACUCUCGGCUUCUUUUUUUCCAUUCAUUUCAACGCUGACAUCUCUUCCACUUCACCCCUCCGUCUGUCAACACACCGGCUGCCUGUCAGCGAGGGAAAAGCCAAAGACAGUCCCGUUGAAAAAUACUCAGAAAAACACAUUACCAUACAGGUUUGAGCCGGACCCACCUUCUGCCGGACUGUCACUGCUUCAAUCAAUAUGGAUGAAGACAAUCACGUUCCUGAGGAUCUGUCCCUGGAGGAGAGGGAUGAGCUGUCAAACAUCCGACGCAGGAAGAGAGAGCUGCUCGAUGAUAUUGAGAGGUUGAAGUUUGAGAUAGCUGAGGUCAUGACGGAGAUCGAACAGCUGACGUGUGUUGGAGAAAGUAAAACAUCCCAGAGAAAUAAGCAGAUUGCCAUGGGCAGGAAGAAAUUCAACAUGGAUCCAAAGAAGGGAAUCCAGUUCCUGCUGGAGAACGACCUCCUUCAGCACACCCCCGAAGACAUCGCGCAGUUCCUCUACAAAGGCGAGGGCCUCAACAAGACUGUCAUCGGAGACUACUUAGGCGAGAGGGAUGACUUCAACAUCAAGGUGCUUCAGGCUUUUGUGGAGCUGCACGAGUUUGCAGACCUCAACCUCGUCCAAGCACUACGGCAGUUCUUGUGGAGUUUCCGUUUGCCAGGUGAAGCUCAGAAGAUCGACCGUAUGAUGGAGGCCUUUGCCUCACGGUACUGCCAGUGCAACCCUGGAGUCUUCCAGUCAACAGAUACCUGCUACGUGCUGUCAUUCGCUAUCAUCAUGCUGAACACCAGCCUACAUAAUCCCAACGUCAGAGACAAGCCCCCUGUGGAGCGCUUUAUCUCCAUGAACAGAGGCAUCAAUGAAGGAGGAGAUCUGCCAGAGGAGCUUCUCAGGAACCUUUACGACAGCAUCAAAAAUGAGCCCUUCAAAAUCCCAGAGGAUGAUGGGAAUGAUCUGACGCAUACAUUCUUCAACCCCGACAGAGAAGGCUGGCUCUUGAAGCUCGGCGGCAGGGUGAAGACGUGGAAGAGACGGUGGUUCAUUCUGACCGACAACUGCCUCUAUUACUUUGAAUACACAACAGAUAAAGAGCCUCGUGGGAUUAUUCCUCUGGAGAACCUCAGUAUCAGAGAGGUGGAUGAGCCCAGGAAACCUAACUGCUUCGAGCUCUACAACCCCAACCACAAAGGUCAGGUGAUCAAGGCCUGCAAGACAGAGGCAGACGGGCGGGUUGUCGAGGGCAACCACGUAGUGUACAGGAUAUCGGCCCCCACGCCGGAGGAAAAGGAGGAGUGGAUCAAAUCCAUCAAAGCAAGCAUCAGCAGGGAUCCUUUCUACGACAUGCUGGCCACCAGGAAGCGGAGGAUAGCCAAUAAGAAAUGAUAACCGCCCACCAUCAGCCACACCUGCAUCACCAACAUGUCUGUGACCAGCAGAGUCCUUACAGGGGACAUGAAGGCCUCCCUUUUGUUCUUUCAGGGCUGGAGGACGAGCAGCAGACACAGGUGGAUCAAGUUAAUUUCCACCUGAAGAAUGUCUGCGCCUCAAUUCUUGGUUGAUGUGAAUGUGGUGGUUUUAUUUAAUUCCGGCGCUGACUUUGAACACUGAUGUGCCAUUUGGGUGAGACUUUAUGGAGAAGCUGGAUGAAAACAAAUGAAGAGAAGGAUGAGGACAACCGUUUUCUAGAGCAACAGCCAUGAGGAAUCUUUUGCCUAGCGUGGCUGUGAUGAGAUUGCCCUCUGCUGGACACACAGGGAAUUAAAUCUACUGUACUGCACUAACGCAGUUUGAGGAUUUGAAACCUGAACAUCCAUCCUUGUAAUAUGGUACCCAGACCAGCUCGCCUGGUUGAUUUUCUGCCAGCAGGACUCCCAGAUGGCAGUCAACAUUCAUCUAUAUUCACCUCACAUGACCUUCGACAACUGCCAACACCAACAAUGUUUUGUAGUAUCCUGAAACUACAGGAAGCCUCUCAAGCUUUUAAAUCAGCUGGUCUGAUUGUUAGCCCUCAAGUGACUGUAUCUGUAUAUGCAAACACACAGAUUUAUUCUAAUAGGAAGAAACUUAGGCUCAUAUACUUUUUCAUUUACAGUACGCUCCCGUAUUCCCUCUUUGAAGGCGAAGAAACUGAUGCAGGUUGAGGAAUAAUACUGAACAUAUCCUGAGUGUAAUGACCCUUUUACAUGGCCACAAUUAUAAACUGUCAUUUCAUGUAUUGAAGAUCCACCUCUGUGAUCAAGUUCAUUUCUUUUGUAUUUAUUUUCUUAAUUUGUUUAACAAAAGAGGCAGCCCCCAAUUUACAUUAUGCAUGUAUAGUAUAUAAUGUACAUACUGUUUUUUUUUUUUUUGUUUUGUGUUUAUGUAGCAUGUAAAUCAUAACGGCCGUAGCCUAUACCCGUUCACCUUUUUAGUUCAAGAGCUAACAGUUUACAAUAGUGGAAGAGGGACUCUGUGCAGCUCUUUGCAGAGCAGUGAAACCUCCUCACACUGUGUUAUUACUGAAGAUCAGAUAAUACAAGUUAUAUGAAAGAAAAACUCACUAUGCUGAGUUUGACAAGAGAGUAUAGGACACAAGUGGGUUGAAAAUACCCUUGAAUACCGUGUGAAUGCUGACUGGAAUCUGAGGACUGUUUUUCCCAAACAGAUCAAGCCAACCUGCAGCCUAAUCUUUCAUUACUGGAUGUUUGAGUUUAAACAUGGCUUGAUGUGAGUUUGGGAAAAAUGCCCCUGCAUACUUUGAUGAAGACUUUGAAUAAAAAUACAUGCUGAUCAGAAAAACAA
Dicentrarchus labrax (European seabass) is the source of this 2911-nucleotide messenger RNA. Its product is annotated as cytohesin-3. The transcript is spliced from 13 exons. The coding region runs from base 329 to 1513 and encodes 394 amino acids. The record is from RefSeq and is a predicted model, not a curated record. Gene Ontology annotation, molecular function: guanyl-nucleotide exchange factor activity. Lineage: Eukaryota; Metazoa; Chordata; Actinopteri; Moronidae. Gene Ontology annotation, biological process: regulation of ARF protein signal transduction.